AUGUGGGCUUCUCCAAAUUACAUCAACAAAAAUCGUAAUAUCAAUGGAUGCUCAUGGUGUGAUGAUUUAAUCUCACCAAUUAUAUUUUUUUGUCAUUUAAUGUUAACACGAACAUUGCUAGGAUGGAGAAAUUCUCAAUCAAUUAAAAAAAGGAAUGGUGAAAUCGACCCAUCUUGGUACCCAGAUUAUAUGUGGUACUUGGUUGUUGAGAAUUCAUAUUAUUUAUUUGAAGUAUUUUUCAGAGAGGUUUCCUAUGGCCCAAGAGCCAAAGGAAGUUCAUUAAUUAAACACAUUAACAAUGACAGAUCAAGAUUAGCCAAAAUGGCAAAAGAGUCAUGGAACAACUACAGUCAUAAACCUUUUUUCACAAUGAAAAAAAUAUUAAAAAUUCAUCUCCCAGUAAUUCAACAACUUCAUUUUAAAAAUUCAAAAGUACUUGAAUUGAUCAAAACUCUAAAAACUCUCUGA
This is a messenger RNA of Entrophospora sp. SA101, 468 nucleotides long. NCBI's taxonomy places the organism in Eukaryota, Fungi, Glomeromycota, Glomeromycetes, Entrophosporales, Entrophosporaceae. The record is from the annotation of a GenBank genome assembly.